This is a messenger RNA of Folsomia candida, 2332 nucleotides long. Its product is annotated as zinc finger protein 64. Gene Ontology annotation, cellular component: nucleus. The transcript has 5 exons. The record is from RefSeq and is a predicted model, not a curated record. Bases 139 to 1863 code for a protein of 574 amino acids. Lineage: Eukaryota; Metazoa; Arthropoda; Collembola; Entomobryomorpha; Isotomidae.
GAACAUGUGCUUGGCAUAUUUUAUAUUUGGUGCAGCAGAGUCAGUAGAAAGAUUGAGUCAAUCCAUCAGGAGUGUUUGCACAUAUUACAAUUUUACAAUUACAAUUACACCGUUUUAAAUAAAAAUUGGUAAUUUAUAAUGGAGUGUCACGAGGAAGACGAAGAAAAAUCUUCUGCCACACCGAGGGCAGUUAUCCAAAAAGCUCCGCGUUCAAAGCGUCCACAUAAUUUUUCAUCUACAGAAGGGUCGAAGCGUCGACUGUUAUGUACAGUGGAAACGUGUGGAUAUUCCACCCCACACUCCAAGGACUUGACUCGACAUAUGCGGAAACACACGGGUGAAAAGCCUUUCAAGUGUGACCAAUGCGAAAAAUCAUAUAGCCGUGCAGAUAAGUUAUCGCUUCAUGUUCGACUUCAUCAGAACAAAAAGUUAUUCGCCUGUAGCACAUGUGAUUAUACAACGGUCGACAAUCACAGUUUAACAAAACACCUCCGUGUUCAUAACGGUGAACGGCCUUUCAAAUGCCAAGUGUGUCCAUAUGCUGCAAAAGAAUCGUCCCAGUUGGUCGUUCAUCUCCGCAGUCACACCGGUGAUUGUCCUUAUACUUGCUUUACACCUUAUUGUUCAGCUGCCUUCAAAACACUUUCCGACCUUAAACGCCAUGCUCGCCUCCACUCAGAAGAGAAGCCAUAUUCUUGCCCUCAUUGUACUCAUCGUAGUCGUGUAAAAUCUAAUCUCAUGUCACACAUUCGCUCCGUGCACAAGGAUCAAUUAACAACAGAUGAGGGUGUGCUACCUCCUUCCAAAAAUUGGACAAAGUCCAAAACGAGCACUAAAGCAGCAACUAUUAUUAUGAGGGGUAGGACAACUCAACCAACUAUUCCACUUCUUGAGGCUGGGGUGACUGAUGAACAGCAGUAUGUUUGCGGAGGAGAAUAUGUAUCGUUAUUGCGUCAUGAAGAAGAGGAAGAAGAGGAAGAAGAAGAAAUGAGUAUGAAGCAGCUGCCAGUUCAAAUGGUAAUACUGGAGGGACGCAGUAUUCAUAUCCCACCCAAAAAGGAGUCCUCGUCACAGGAUGUAGAGGAUGAAGAAAUUCAAGAUACCCAACUUCCAUUUGAAUUUGCAUGCAAGAAAUGUUCCUUUCGUGCUGCCAACUACAAAAGCUUUGUAGCCCACUUAAAAAACAGUCCUAAAUGUGAUGAUCCAAAUCAAACUCAAGAAUUUCUUACAAAAACUGUUCCAAUCAAGAAACCCGUAGGUCGACCCUCAUUGCGAGGUCGUCGAAAUGGCGGCCUUCAAAGUGGUUUGGAAACAUAUUUCAACUGCGACUACUGUACGGCAUCAUUCGUAAGGAAAGAUUCUCUUCGAUGUCACAUGCGCCAACAUUCUGCAAUACUUUCUUCUACCACCACUGGCGUUACUAGCGUAGAAGAAAGAAGUAGUGUAGAAGUUGGUGGAGAACGAGGCCCUUCUUAUACAUCUUCCGAGUCUCCUUCUUCAUUUCCCACAACUGAGCCACAAUUUCUAAACUUUUUAAACGUCACGUCCUCAACCUCAGGAGCAACAGGGAGUGGUGGGGAGGGCUUGUUCACUUCCAGCUACCCAAAUCUCAACUUUCACCCGGCCACAACGACCUCCACCACAACAAUAAUGGAACCCAACAUUCCAAGGGGUAGUUGUAGAAAUACUAUAAAUGUGUCAGUGCCCAGUAGUGUCAUCACGGAGAAUCCUUUCAUCCCUGCCACAUCAAACAGAAGCCAAAUAUUCCUAGUCAGCAGCGAGUCCUUGGGGAGCUUGCCGUCACAGGAUGCUGUUGAGAAAAUUUCUAGAAAUAGCCCAUCCUCCGUUUCUUCACCUCAUUAACGAACCUACUCAUGAAUUGUGUGUCUAUAGUUAAAUGAUGUGCAUCUCUAAGUACAAUCGCAGUAAUUUAUUUAUUAAAUCACGAACAAAAGACACUGCACAUUGUGACAAUAAUGAAGAAAGUUAUAGUUCAAAUAAUUUGCAAUGAUUCACUCAUUUUGUUGUAUCACAAUCACUAAUUACAACCCAGUAUGAAGGACAUUUUCCAAACUUCAAAUCAACCUCAUUACAAAUGAAAUUGUGUUUAAAAUAAACUUAAUAAAACAUAAUAUUGUCAUUUCUGUUGGUGGUCGUACAUAAACAGGCAAUACCUAAAAUGCUAUGAUAAAAACAAAGAUAGAAGGACGAGAAAUACCUUCACAUUUUCCUCCGACAGAUAUAUGUGGUUGUCUUGAAUGUAUAUAAAGUCUGGUUAUUUAAAAUGGUAUUAGCAAUAUUUAUUUUUAUAAAAUAAACCGACAGAAACACA